AUGGCAUGUUUGGGUAUUGGCUUUACUACGUAUGUAGAUGAACCCCGUGGUGUAGUAGUAUCAUAUGUUAAUGAGAAGGAUGUACCGCUUCACCUUGUCGACAGUAUUAGCGAAAACGCUAAGAAAUACAAUGACAAAUUGACGAUCACAGCAAGGAGAGUCAGCGAAUUCCUCAAUUUUUGCCUAUCUCGUUAUCAAGUGGAAAAGAUUCGAACAGGUGCAGAACUGCAACAGGAUGACGCUGAUCCUGGUCCAGCAAUUGAGCCUUUCUUAACCAAAGCUGUGGAUAUCAAGCCCAGUUCUUUGCUUUCUGGAGUCUCGAGUGGUCCUGAAAUCAUCGUUGUUGGGCCGGAUCAUACGGCCCUCAUAACUGAAAACGAAUAUGAGAAGCUCGAGGAGACCGACCCAAAACUUUUGAAGAAAAACUUCACGAUUCGUGGAGAUCGCCUGUUAUCACUGUUUCGGUUUUGUCCUCAGUGCGGCUGCGCGAAAUCCGCUGCCCCAUAUCGGUUGGCCAUGGCUCAACCCAAGCAACAAGGAGAUGAGCAACCACAAAGCGGUAGCGAACGAGAGCGCACUAACAGACAAGAAUCGGAUGAAACAUCCUACAGCGGAGCUUCCACUUCCCGCCUUGUGUCCACCCCUGUUGACAAAGGCACAUCAGAAACAAGCAAUGAAGGAUCCGAGAAAGCAGUGAAAGUGGUGCAAGCUCAAGAACAAGCGGCUCCUUCUGCUCCUCCAUCUGAAAGUCAUGAGGAUGUAGGAGAGGGUGUGUUGCAAAGAGUUUUCCAUGGGCUGGUUAGAAGACGAGAGGGUGAGCUAGUGCGAAGAAUAGUCCCAGAACAGGCUGCUCCUGCCAUUGUGGUUCCAAAAUCAGAGCCGAUGGUGUAUGUGGAGAAAAAAGGAAAAUUUCGAGCUAUGAAGAAGAAACUGUUUGAUCGUCAACAGGAAAUCGGUAUGCAAAACGUGCGAGAUAAUGUAUUCUCGUCCGUGAUCGGAUUCAUCUCGUCCAAGCAUCCCGAUGUUGCCGUUGCUUACUCUUUCCAGAACAAUUUUCACAAUGUGUCAAUGAUAAUGCAAGGCUUCCUCUCCGGUCUAACAGUAGCUGAAGCAGUAUUUGCGUUCAAUUUUGCGGAUGAGGAGCUUAUUUUGCAUGGCUAUCGUUGGAUGAGCCUACCAGUGCAUGUCGUUUUUCUCAUAUGUUUCACUAUCGGAUGUGUAGCAGCGAUUGAUAGAACGGGUUUUUAUGACUGGAGCUUAGCCGGAAUCAAGAAAACCAUCUCACACAGCGGAAGUAUUGGGAUUCUCCUGUGGUCAAUCGGAUUGAUGGCAAGUGCAGCGUCUAUUCGAUUUGAUGAAGCGAUUGCACCAAUUGUGGAAAAUCCUAACCUCACACCAGAGCUGCUCGUCUAUUGGCGCAUUUGCAGUGCUAUUCGAGCUGUGUGCGCCAGUGCAGCUUGGUUGCUGCUUGCUUUGAGACCUGACUGCAAUGUGCUUGGAGAAACAAUAAAACAAACAGCAAUUAGUGAAAUGCUGCAGCGGAACAAUGAUCUGUUAGAGGAAGUCCCGAAUGAGUUCAAAGGUCAAUUGGCAAGGGUGCUUGAUGUCCAACACUAA
This is a messenger RNA of Cylicocyclus nassatus, 1617 nucleotides long. Lineage: Eukaryota; Metazoa; Nematoda; Chromadorea; Rhabditida; Strongylidae. The record is from the annotation of a GenBank genome assembly.